UCUCUAUGCGCUCGUGUGUGGGUGUGUUAUUUGUUGCUUUCUCCAUGGAAUACGGUUUGGAUGAUCAACCAUCUCUUCUCAAAUUUUCUCAACGACCGGUACACAUCUCCAUCCUCGAAUUUUCUCGCUCCUUCACACACGCAGGGAGCCAUCCUCUAUUUUUCUGGUUCCUCCAUUCAUACACGCAGUGAAGCCGUCGAGUAGAUCUCUACUCGAGCUGCAUAUCUUUCGGGUGCUUCUUGUCCCGAUUUGUAUUUCUCUUCCAUUGACACACAGAGAAACACCCUCGACGUUGUCAAUCCUCCAUCGACGCUGCACAAGCAUCGUCACCGUGAGCCCUGCAUUUCCUCGUAGCGGUGUGUCUUUAUCUCUUCCCAGAUCCCAAUGCUUCGCAGGCUUCCAUUUUUCUGAAAUUGCAGAAAACCGUGGAAUCUUAUCAAAUGGCAGCAAGGCAAAUGGAAGAAAUACAGAGAAAACUGGGGAUGCUGAAUUACCCGAGAGCCAAUGCUCCUGCUCAGUCUCUUCUCUUUGCAGGCAUGGAGCGGUAUGCCCUUCUUGAGUGGCUCUUCUUCCGGUUAUUGGGUGAUAAGUCACCAUUCUCACAACAAAGUCCCCAAGCGGAUGCGAUGGAUCGUGAGGAAGAGACUUCUCGCAUCCAAUAUUUGGCAGAGAUUGCAAAGUUUCUGGGCAUUACAACUACCAUAGAUACAGAAGCUAUCCAAGGACGAGGAAGCUAUGAAGAUCGAAGUGAAAUGCUUCGUCUUAUUGUCGAUCUUGUGGAGGCGAGCAUCUAUGCUGAUAAUCCAGAAUGGAGCAUAGAUGAGCAGGUGUCAAGGGAUAUACAACUUAUAGAUUCUAUUGCUGAAAAACAAGCUCAAAUAUUCUCAGAAGAAUGCAAGUUGUUUCCUGCAGAUGUUCAAAUUCAAUCAAUCUAUCCACUCCCAGAUGUUUCUGAGCUGGAGUCAAAGCUUUCAGAACAAACAAAGAUAUUGUUGAAUCUUCAACAGAAGGUCGAUGAUCUGGCAUCAAAGCAUGCUUACAACCCAGAUGAGGAGUACACUGAGGUUGAAUCCCAAUUGCGGGCACAUUUGGAAUCUUUUCUAGAAACUGCAAGAUCAUUCAAUAUGAUUUACACCAAGGAAAUUCGUCCCUGGACACAUAUGAUGGAGGUACCACAGCUCCAUGGGUUUGGCCCAGCUGCCAAUCGCUUAUUGGAUGCAUACAAAAUGCUUUUGAAGUUCCUAGGGAAUUUGAGGAAUCUUAGAGACUCCCAUGCAGCUCUGGCUGUUGGCUCUUGCGAAACAAUUGCUGGCGAGCCCUCCUCUGUAACGAGAAUAAUAUCCGAGUGUGAGUCUGCAUUAACUUUCUUAAAUCGCGACCUUGGAAUUCUCUCGGCUUCUAUUGCUCGUGAACAGGGUGAGAGGAGAUGAAUUUAUGCUGAAAUUGUUACAUCAAUGUAUUGCCCAGGAAAGCAUAGAUGCAAUCUUCAUAUUCUUUGGGUACAUUUGAAAAUACCAUACUAAUGUAUCUCUAUAGGAAUGUUGAUUGUGGUUGCAUUGUUGCAUAUUCCAUUUGGAUUUGAACGAUUUUUCCAACUUGUUGACUCAGCAGAGUAACAAAGAAAAAUGAAGUCAGAGUCCAUCAAAUUUCGGGGUAUCAA
Messenger RNA from Carya illinoinensis, 1660 nucleotides. RefSeq names its product AUGMIN subunit 7. The record is from RefSeq and is a predicted model, not a curated record. Gene Ontology annotation, molecular function: microtubule minus-end binding. The transcript has 10 exons. Bases 441 to 1430 code for a protein of 329 amino acids. Gene Ontology annotation, biological process: centrosome cycle; spindle assembly. Lineage: Eukaryota; Viridiplantae; Streptophyta; Magnoliopsida; Fagales; Juglandaceae. Gene Ontology annotation, cellular component: HAUS complex.